Molecule: messenger RNA, 285 nt
Organism: Guillardia theta CCMP2712
Lineage: Eukaryota; Cryptophyceae; Pyrenomonadales; Geminigeraceae
Exons: 2
Source: RefSeq, a predicted model, not a curated record
GCUGGAUCGUAUUGUAACAUGGAUGGCCUUGCAGCUGUCUCGGGUGGCUGUGACGCUGGUUACUAUUGCUCAUUAUCGGGAGGACUCGAAGCACGGCCGAACGGAACAACUUCAGGUGCUGUCCUAUGUCCGUCGGGGUCCUACUGCCCUUCUGGAACCAGCGUUGCACAUCCUUGCAGCCCCGGGACAUACGGGCCUUCACCAGGGCUGGCCGCUUGCCAGGGGUGCCCGAGCGGGAAAGCAUGCGUACAGCCAGGGACCAUCACGCCGACGGUAUGUCCGCGG